CAUGAUGUGUCGUUGUCAAGUUGUCAUCAGUAAGGUGGUGUUUAGGGUUGAGAAUUUUUUUACAUUUUACAGGAUGAUGAAAUAGUGCACUUGCAUAAACCAAUAUGUGUUUUGUGAGGCCCUAAACUCCAAUAUGUAUGUCCUGAAAAAUUCUGAAAACAUAGGUAGACGAAAAAUUAAUUAAAUCCAUACUUGAAUAUUCGUUUUGACAGUGUCACAAGUUCAUUAUUGGCCAUGUCGUCUUCUGCAAUUUAUAUUUUAGAUGUAAAGGGAAAGGUCCUUAUUUCAAGGAACUAUCGAGGGGACAUAGACUUGGGUGUAAUUGAGAAAUUCAUGCCAUUACUGAUGGAAAAAGAGGAGGAAGGUUUACUCACUCCUAUUCUACAAACAUCUGAUUGCACCUUCGCAUACAUCAAAACUAACAACUUAUAUAUAGUUAGUACCACCAAGAAAAAUGCUAAUAUCGCUCUAGUAUUCGUUUUUCUUCAUAAAAUCGUUCAAGUUAUGACUGAAUAUUUUAAAGAAUUGGAAGAAGAAAGUAUCAGGGAUAAUUUUGUAGUAAUUUAUGAGCUUUUGGAUGAGCUUAUAGACUUUGGUUACCCUCAAACAACUGAUAGCAAAAUUCUUCAAGAGUAUAUUACACAGGAAGGUCAUAAAUUGGAAAUCCAACCUCGCAUACCAGUUGCUGUAACUAAUGCAGUUUCUUGGAGGUCGGAGGGAAUAAAGUAUAGAAAAAAUGAAGUAUUUUUAGAUGUCAUAGAAUCAGUUAAUUUAUUGGCUAAUGCAAAUGGAAAUGUUUUACGUAGUGAAAUUGUUGGCGCUAUCAAAAUGAGAGUAUAUUUGUCUGGGAUGCCUGAACUGCGUCUUGGUUUAAACGAUAAAGUAUUAUUUGAAAGUACUGGAAGAGGAAAGUCCAAAUCAGUUGAAUUAGAAGAUGUUAAGUUUCACCAAUGUGUGAGGUUGUCAAGGUUUGAAAUUGAUAGAACAAUUUCUUUCAUUCCACCUGAUGGGGAAUUUGAAUUGAUGUCUUACAGACUCAAUACCCAUGUAAAACCCUUGAUUUGGAUUGAGUCGGUAAUUGAAAGACAUGCCCACAGUCGUGUAGAGUACAUGAUUAAGGCAAAAUCCCAGUUUAAGCGGAGAUCUACUGCGAACAAUGUUGAAAUAGUUAUUCCAGUACCACAUGAUGCAGAUUCUCCAAAAUUCAAAACAACUAUAGGUAGUGUUAAGUAUGCUCCUGAACAAAAUGCAAUUACUUGGACCAUUAAGUCAUUCCCUGGGGGCAAGGAAUUUUUAAUGAGGGCUCAUUUUGGACUACCAAGUGUUGAAUGUGAAGAUACAGAAGGAAAGCCUCCAAUACAAGUCAAAUUUGAAAUACCCUAUUUCACAACGUCUGGAAUUCAAGUGCGUUAUCUUAAAAUCAUUGAAAAAAGUGGAUACCAAGCACUUCCAUGGGUUCGUUACAUAACACAAAAUGGAGAUUAUCAGUUGAGAACUAAUUGAGUACAGUUUAUGAGUGUUGACAAUUCUUAGGCUGUAAUAUACAUAUUAUUAUUAGCUGUGUUUUCAUUCAAUAUAUCUUUCAUAUUUUCA
This is a messenger RNA of Coccinella septempunctata (seven-spotted ladybird), 1593 nucleotides long. It is a transcript of the gene AP-1mu, whose product is annotated as AP-1 complex subunit mu-1. Gene Ontology annotation, biological process: intracellular protein transport; vesicle-mediated transport. The transcript is spliced from 4 exons. Gene Ontology annotation, molecular function: clathrin-cargo adaptor activity. Gene Ontology annotation, cellular component: clathrin-coated vesicle; clathrin adaptor complex. Lineage: Eukaryota; Metazoa; Arthropoda; Insecta; Coleoptera; Coccinellidae. The coding region runs from base 235 to 1503 and encodes 422 amino acids. The record is from RefSeq and is a predicted model, not a curated record.